GAAUAUUUGUAGAUGAGAAAGAAAUUAAACCUGAAGAAACUAAAUCUGACACAGUAAAAUUGCCAUCAACGCCUUUUUCUUCUGAAUAUCUACCUUCUUCCUGUGAAAAUCUUCCGUCUCUUAAAACAAACACAACUCAACAUCUCUGCCCUUAUCCACCAGAACUUGACACUUUUUUCCGACGAACAUUUCAAAAAUUUGCUCGUAAACGUGUUUCUAAUUUACCUGAAUGGCCUAAAGGCUAUGCUCCAUGCUGGUUUUGGUCCAAAAGUGAUAAUUGGGGUACUUGCGCUAACGGUGCAAAAUAUCGAAUUACUACUAAUUACACUCAAUGGCGAGAUACCGAUAUAAUAUAUUUUGACUAUCCCUUCUUUUUAAAAAUAGAUGACCCACCUUAUUAUGAUAUGGAACUAUUGCCUCAUCACAAAGCUGGACUAGUUUGGUGGUAUCUAUUCUCUGAUGAAGGAUUAGAUCGUAUUCCCAAGUUUUAUGAAAUUCAUGCACCAUUUGAUAAAAAAAAACAAGAUGUUUUAGUUGCUUGGAUGGCUGGUAAUUGUGAUCCAGUGAAUAAUCGUAAUGAUUAUGUUAAAGAAUUAAUGCAACACAUAACAGUUCACUCAUUUGGAGGAUGUCUUCAUAAUCAAGAAUUACCAGAAUCUAUUCGCGAGAAAUAUGGCAUGAAUAACGAUGAUACCGCUUAUUAUACAAAACAUAUGUAUGAUGUAAAAAUGGAUACUUUCGCAUUCUAUAAAUUUCAACUUGCUUUCGAAAAUUCCAAUUGUAAAGGUUACGUAACUGAAAAAGUUUAUGAUUCUUUCCUAAGUGAUUCUAUCCCCAUAUAUAUGGGUGCGCCUGAUAUUGAUGAUUAUGUUCCUUCAAAUUCAGUUAUAAAAGUUACAGAUUUUGAAAAUGUUGAAGACCUUGCUAAAUACAUUUAUAAG
Molecule: messenger RNA, 941 nt
Organism: Racocetra fulgida
Lineage: Eukaryota; Fungi; Glomeromycota; Glomeromycetes; Diversisporales; Gigasporaceae
Source: the annotation of a GenBank genome assembly